AUGAAGGAUCGUCUUAUUGAUGUACUUAAAAAUCGUUAUUUGAAAUUACAACAAUCUAUUUAUGUUGUUAUGGAUGAAGCUGAUCGAAUGAUUCAGAUUUUACUUCAAAAGAUAAUAUCGUCAAACAUUGUUGCUUACAGUAACAAUGAAUGUUUAGCACGUACACAUCUUCGUUAUCGUUUAGCAUCUGUUUAUGUUGAAUCAAUUGAUUAUAUGUAUCGUAUUGAUGGUAUAGGUCUUACAGGAAAAACAAUAAUAUUUUUAACAAGAUCGUAA
Molecule: messenger RNA, 276 nt
Organism: Rotaria sp. Silwood1
Lineage: Eukaryota; Metazoa; Rotifera; Eurotatoria; Philodinida; Philodinidae
Source: the annotation of a GenBank genome assembly